This is a messenger RNA of Physeter macrocephalus (sperm whale), 1338 nucleotides long. RefSeq names its product potassium inwardly rectifying channel subfamily J member 6 (gene KCNJ6). The transcript has 2 exons. Gene Ontology annotation, cellular component: plasma membrane. Gene Ontology annotation, biological process: potassium ion import across plasma membrane; regulation of monoatomic ion transmembrane transport. The record is from RefSeq and is a predicted model, not a curated record. The annotation marks the transcript as partial. Lineage: Eukaryota; Metazoa; Chordata; Mammalia; Artiodactyla; Physeteridae. Gene Ontology annotation, molecular function: G-protein activated inward rectifier potassium channel activity.
CCUACCACGUUCCAUCCAGAGUGGGAUUUCCAUGACCUCCAAAGAGCCAGCUUUUCAUUCAGUUUUUCUUUUCUUUUUCCCAAACCACCAGCUAACGUCCUGGAGGGUGACUCCAUGGACCAGGAUGUUGAGAGCCCUGUGGCCAUUCACCAGCCAAAGUUGCCUAAGCAGGCCAGGGACGACCUGCCAAGACACGUCAGCCGAGACCGGACCAAAAGGAAAAUCCAGAGGUACGUGCGGAAAGAUGGAAAGUGCAACGUCCACCAUGGCAACGUGAGGGAGACCUAUCGCUACCUGACCGAUAUCUUCACCACCUUAGUAGACCUCAAGUGGAGAUUCAACCUGUUGAUUUUCGUCAUGGUCUACACAGUGACGUGGCUCUUUUUUGGAAUGAUCUGGUGGCUAAUUGCAUACAUCCGAGGAGACAUGGACCACAUAGAGGACCCUUCAUGGACUCCUUGCGUCACCAACCUCAAUGGGUUCGUCUCUGCUUUUUUAUUCUCCAUAGAGACAGAAACCACCAUUGGUUAUGGCUACCGGGUCAUCACGGACAAGUGCCCAGAGGGAAUUGUUCUCCUCUUAAUCCAAUCUGUUUUGGGGUCCAUUGUCAAUGCGUUCAUGGUGGGAUGCAUGUUUGUAAAAAUAUCGCAACCCAAGAAGAGGGCAGAGACCCUGGUUUUUUCCACCCAUGCGGUGAUCUCCAUGAGGGAUGGGAAACUGUGCCUGAUGUUUCGCGUAGGGGAUCUGAGGAAUUCCCACAUCGUGGAGGCUUCCAUCAGAGCUAAGUUGAUCAAGUCCAAACAGACCUCAGAGGGGGAGUUCAUCCCCUUGAACCAGACGGAUAUCAACGUAGGGUAUUACACCGGCGAUGACCGUCUCUUUCUGGUGUCACCACUCAUCAUUAGCCAUGAAAUUAACCAACAGAGUCCUUUCUGGGAGAUCUCCAAAGCCCAGCUGCCCAAAGAGGAACUGGAAAUUGUGGUCAUCCUAGAAGGCAUGGUGGAAGCUACAGGGAUGACGUGCCAAGCUCGAAGCUCCUACAUCACUAGUGAGAUCCUCUGGGGGUACCGGUUCACCCCUGUCCUGACACUAGAGGACGGGUUCUACGAAGUCGACUACAACAGCUUCCAUGAGACCUACGAGACCAGCACCCCGUCUCUCAGUGCCAAAGAGCUGGCCGAGUUAGCCAGCAGGGCUGAGCUGCCCCUGAGCUGGUCCGUCUCCAGCAAACUCAACCAACACGCAGAACUGGAGACUGAGGAGGAAGAAAAGAACCCUGAGCAGCAGACGGCGAGGAAUGGUGAUGUGGCGAAUCUAGAGAACGAAUCCAAAGUUUAG